This is a messenger RNA of Salarias fasciatus (jewelled blenny), 5854 nucleotides long. RefSeq names its product cyclin dependent kinase 13 (gene cdk13). NCBI's taxonomy places the organism in Eukaryota, Metazoa, Chordata, Actinopteri, Blenniiformes, Blenniidae. Gene Ontology annotation, cellular component: nucleus; cyclin/CDK positive transcription elongation factor complex. The coding region runs from base 811 to 5055 and encodes 1414 amino acids. The record is from RefSeq and is a predicted model, not a curated record. Gene Ontology annotation, biological process: protein phosphorylation; positive regulation of transcription elongation by RNA polymerase II. The transcript has 14 exons. Gene Ontology annotation, molecular function: ATP binding; cyclin binding; RNA polymerase II CTD heptapeptide repeat kinase activity.
CUGGGCCCAGGCGAGCUGCGCCGCUAGCCACGAACAAAGUUACAAUAUCUCCAAAUAAAUUCCAUGACUUUUAUGAGCCAUUUUGCACAAAGAGGCGAUUGCUCACUUUUGGGAAUACCCCGUCAUCGGAGGGAUCCACGGUCCGGCGGGAUGCGGCUCUGAAUGGCUUUGUUUUCCCGCAAACUGAUCGAACUCCACGCAAGGAGAAAAGAAAGCUAGCUGGCUAAAGCUGCUAGCGGCUAGCCGACUCGUGUGCUAUCCACUUCCUUGUUGGAGUGUGAUGGAAGGCGACAAGAAGUUUGUGAGUUUUUUUCCACCCUCACUUUAACACUAUCCGGUGAAUGGAUUCACCUGUUUGCACUGGCGGUAACAGUUUCGAAGUAGUGGAUUUUAAAUCCGGAGCAGCUUCGGGCCUGUGCUUUGACCAUGAAAUGGAAUGCGGCUGUGUAGCUGGACACAGUUAGCUGCUGGAGGCUAACUGGCUAAACCGACUAGCAAAUCUGGGAGAUGUCCGUCCUGGGAUACAAUGGUUGAGUACCGACUGACUUUAUAACUAAGCUGCAUAUUGUGGAUUCGGUAUGACAGAGCCUACCGAUGUCACGGAUUACCGUGUGGAGUAACUCGCUUUGUAAUGCUAACGAUAAGCUCGUGAGCUAGCUGGCUGGCUGUGUUUAAUUGUGAGUUUGCUGUAACGCUAGCUAACUAGCCUGUUAACUCAGCUAGCCCAAUGUUUUGUUCGUCAACAGAGCAAGAGACGUAGCUCAGUUGAUAUAAUCCUAUUCUCGGCUGUAACGUUUACUCGGUGGCUCGAUGCCUAAUUCGGAGGUGCUUCGUGAGGGUCGGGGACGGAGCCCCUCUGCACAGAGGAAUGCUAACAGGCAGGAGAGGCGCAAUAAGCCUGGGAGCGGUGCCGCUCAGCGAGAGAAGCACCGUGAGAAGGGGCGAUCGUCGGCUUCACGGAGAAAGAAACGCAGGCAACCGAAGGGGAGAGACUUGUGGCAUACUGGUACAACAGAGGACACGGACAACAAUCGAAAAUUUGAUAAAGAGGUUGAACUUCGGACAUUAGUAGAGUACGAUGACGUGAGCUCCCAGUCGGAGCGGUUUUCUGGGAGCCCCUCUCCCAAACUUGACCCCCAUGCUGAUACUCUGUCAGUGGACCGACUCAGCGAUUUUGGUGAAUAUAACGGACCAGCAUCUCCAGACAGACAUCAGACCAGAGAGAGGGAGGCAGUGUGCCCCAGCAAGGACGCACAGGCGAAGGGAGCCCCGGAGAGGAGCAGGCAGGAGAAGGAGCUGGGGAGGAAAAAGGAGCGUCCAAGUCGAGAGAAAGACUCGAAAGUUAGGAGUGGAAGUAGCCUGAGUGGCUCUAAAAAUCACAGAGACGCUACUAGAAGCACUGAUAGGAAUGGCAAAAGGACGUCGACGUCCCAGUCCUCCCAGUCUUCAGAGAAAAAGGAUUCAAAAAGACACAGGAGUAAAACAAGAUCUGAUAAAGAGCCUCCAUCCGCGUACAGAGACACUCCGCAGUCUUACAGAGACGAUCGGGACGACCUCAGGGCAUACAGGAGAAGUCCUGGUUUCAAAUCAGAAAGUCCCUAUGGGACAUCAUAUUCAUACAGCUACCAGUCCCCUGGUGGUUACAACCAGCUCAUAUCCAGACGAAGUCCAACUUACGGGAGCAAAAGACUUUCUCCCAGUUCCGCAUAUUACAGCCGGGAUGUGGACACGUAUGGGGCGUACAGCGCCCCAAAGUCGCCGAGCUCAUACUCCAGCAACAAGAGGAAGCGCUCCCCCGUGAGCCCGGCGAACUGGCGCCGGUCACCGAGUUAUGGCCGUCACAGUCCAUACGAGCCGGGGGAGUUCGGCUCCAGUCCGUACGGAAACCGCAGGAGAUCACGAAGUCCGUACAGGAAGUCACUAAGCCCGAGUCCAGACGUCAGACGGUCUGCCAGGUCACGUAGCAGAAGUCCAUAUUCCUCGUCAAGGCACUCACGCUCUCGCAGCCGCCACCGCCACUCUCGGUCCCGGAGCCGCCCCUCCAGCCUCUCGCCGAGCACUCUCACCUUCAAAACCAGCCUCGCCGCUGAGCUCAGCAAGCAGAAGAAGGCCAAAGCCGCAGAAGCGGCUGCCAAGGCCAAGACCUCCAGCAAUGCGUCCACUCCGACCAAGAGUUCCUCCUCCGCCCCACAGCCCAGCCCCAAAUCCAACCACACAGCCAGGAAAGCGCGUCCCCCCUCCCCACCGCAGCCAGAGAAGGGGCCCAGGACCCCCACGUCCAGCCAGCCUCAAUCCCCCUCCGACAAGCCAUCCAAGAGGAGCGUCGAACAGCCGGGCAGCAGAGAGCGGGACGGGAAGCUGAAGGAGGACAGCGUGCAGCGCGACAAGAGGAAAGCAGCAGCGUCUGCGCAAGGAAAAGAGAAAGAACGAGCCGCCGCGCCUCUCCUCUCCACUCUGUCUGCUCUGCCUCUCCCACCGACUAUCCUGGAGCACAUGGACAAAGGAGAAAGCUUGAAAGACAGUGCACUCUCAGGUAAGAAACGGCAGGAGAAGAAAUCCCGUCAGCUUCUGAGCGACCUGCCUCUGCCCCCCGAGCUGCCCGGAGGCACCUCCUCUCCACACAGCCCCCCCGAGGACAAGAAAGCCCAGACAGCCCGAAGAAGACCCAAGAUUUGUGGCCCGAGAUACGGCGAAAUUAAAGAAACAGAGAUUGAUUGGGGAAAACGCUGCGUGGACAAGUUUGAAAUCAUCGGUAUUACAGGAGAAGGUACAUACGGACAAGUGUACAAAGCUAAAGACAAAGACACCGCUGAAAUGGUGGCUUUGAAGAAGGUCCGACUGGACAAUGAAAAAGAAGGUUUCCCCAUCACGGCCAUCAGAGAGAUUAAAAUCCUUCGACAGCUCAACCACAAGAGCAUCAUCAACAUGAAAGAGAUCGUCACAGACAAGGAGGACGCGCUGGACUUCAAAAACGAUAAAGGUGCUUUUUAUCUGGUAUUUGAAUACAUGGAUCACGACCUGAUGGGUCUGCUGGAGUCGGGUUUGGUGCAUUUCAACGAGAGCCACAUCAAGUCGUUCAUGCGGCAGCUGCUGGAGGGUCUGGAUUACUGCCACAAGAAGAACUUCCUACACAGAGACAUCAAGUGCUCCAAUAUUCUUCUCAAUAACAAAGGUCAAAUAAAGCUGGCAGACUUUGGUCUGGCUCGGCUGUAUAACUCCGAGGAGAGUCGACCAUACACCAAUAAAGUGAUCACGCUGUGGUACCGCCCUCCCGAGCUGCUCCUGGGGGAGGAGAGGUACACUCCAGCCAUCGAUGUAUGGAGCUGCGGAUGCAUUCUUGGAGAAUUGUUCACAAAGAAACCGAUAUUUCAAGCUAACCAGGAGCUGGCACAGUUAGAGCUGAUAAGCCGGAUUUGUGGAAGCCCCUGUCCUGCUGUGUGGCCAGACGUGAUUAAACUUCCCUUCUUCAACACCAUGAAACCAAAGAAACAGUACCGCAGGCGGUUACGAGAGGAGUUUGCUUUCAUUCCUCCGUCGGCGCUGGACCUUUUCGACCACAUGCUGAACCUGGACCCCAGCAAGCGCUGCACGGCCGAGCAGGCGCUCGGCAGCGAGUUCCUCAAAGACGUGGAUCCCGACAAGAUGCCUCCUCCGGAUCUCCCGCUGUGGCAGGACUGCCAUGAGCUGUGGAGUAAGAAGCGCCGGCGACAGAAGCAGAUGCCAGAAGAGCUGGUGGCUCCGAAGGCGCCUCGCAAAGAGCUGGGGCUGGACGACAGCCGCAGUAACACCCCGCAGGGCGUCCCCGCCCCCGGGGGCAUCAAAACGCAGAACGCAGCUGCUACCGCGCUGCUUGAUCCGAAGGGUCCGAACUCUCAGUUCACGCAGGAGCAGCUGGCCGUCCUCCUCAACUUCUUCGGCCAGCCGAAGAGCGCCGUCAGCACGGCGCAGUUCGUCCAGUCCAUGAGCACCAAGGUCAACCAGGAGACGUUACAGCAGCUCUCCAAGGCCCUGGCUCCCCCCGACUCGGCCGAGCCCCCUCCUCAGCCCGCCCCCUCCAAGCCCCCCCAGCCCUCCGGCCCGCCGGGAGUUCCCCGCACGCCCCCCAUGCCCAAGCCCCCCUCGCCGCCCAUGUCUGCGCCGACCAGCAUCCCAGAGGGCGAGGCGGCGGCCGCCACGCAGACCGCCAUGACGAUGCUGCUGGCUCAGCUCCUGCAGGCCCAGCAGGCCCAGAGGCUCGAGGCAGCCGACGGAGGAGACGGAGCCGAGAGCAGCAACCCGGCGGGAGCAGCAGCACCGCUUCUACCUCCAGAGAGCAAACAGCCUCCCGAGCCCAGCCCCGUGUCUCCAGUGUCCGAGGUGGGCGGAGUCUCCAUCCUGCCUCCAGACCAGAGACCUCCGGAGCCCCCGGAGCCGCCUCCCCACGCGGACCUGGACUACCGGCAGCCCCCGCCCGAGCCCAAGACGGGCCACGCCCCUCCCAUCGCCUCCGCCGGGGGUGGGGACGGCGGCCGACCCCCGGAGCCGGACUACCCCCCCCUCCCCACUGCCGAGGCGUCUGGAUACGGGGGCGAAUAUAACCACCCGCCCCCCCCUCCCUUCACCCCCGCGGGGUUCGGGGAGAGCUUCAUGGGCCACAUGCUGGGCGGGGGCCUCCCCCCUCACACCCUCAGAGAGGUGUUCGGCGGUCCCGGGCCGGCCCCCGCCUCCUCGGCCGCCCCCGGGGUCCUGGCGCCGGCCCACCCCGACCCGUACCCGCCGGGGCCGGGGCCGGGGGCCACGGGGCCCGGCAGCAUGGUGUUCACCGGAGACAAGGACCACCGCUUCGAGUACAAUCACAGCCCCCUGCCCGUGGAGCCGCAGCCCAACCCCGGCGCCAUCCACCUGUACAACCACGCCAUGGCCCGGAAGGACGGCGUCCCCCCUCCCCCGCCCAUCCCGGCGCCAGGACAACCCUGGGGCUCCCCCUCUCAAGUCGGGGCGCCGCCGCUGCCCCUCGGCUUCGUCCCACACGUGAACUCAGCAGCAACAAUCAGAGGACGAGGGCUGCCUUUCUGAAAGACUGGAAACAAGAACUGUGAGGCGGGAGGGGAGGGGGCGGUGCUUGAUCCCCCCCACCCCCCCGAGGCCGGACCGCCGCGUCUGGAGAUGCACAUUCAGUUUGUAAUAACUUAAAUCUGUGUAAGGCAUUGUAUUCCUCCUCGGUCUGGAAAGCGGAGUACGUUGCAGGACAGUCGAAUAACAGCGGAGGAGCUUUUCUUGCUCAUACCAUUUUCAUAUUUUUUUGUAAUCUAUUCUGCUGUCUUUUAAAUUAAACUUUUACCUUUUUUGAGUGUACAUUUAUCAGGCCAGGUAAAUUUUAAAUCUCUUACCUUAGCCUUUCUGUAAUUGCUCCAGGGCAGACUAGUAUUAAUGUUUUGCACUACUGAUUGAAGUAGGCGGAAAACUAUUUUAGCUAUGAAAGGAAAAUGGAUCAUGUGCAAAACCUGCACAUAUAGGAAUAUGACCAGUUAUGUUCUCCUUUAUUUUUUCCCUUUUAUUUUUUUUUUUCGUCAAUGGCCAAGUUCAUAUAGAAUUGCUGAGGGCUCAUUUGAUCAGGUUCACGGAUCAGGCAUCAGCUGGAGGAGGACUGGUAGCACUUUGGUGACUGCUACAGGCGGACGGCGUGGAGAAAAGGCAGUUUUGCCUUUUUUUUUUUUUGCCGGUAGGUUGUUGUAUCAUUGUUAGGAAAGCAAACCGACAUAACCCCAGUUCAAAAAGGAAACAAUGUCUUUUUUUUUUUCUUUUUGUACUAAAAUCAUUUGUCCCUCCUCCCUUUCUCCUUUGGCAAAUGUUUAUUAAAGAAAUGCCAACAGUG